AUCUUUAAGAAAAAAAAAAAAAGCACAGAAUUAUAUAAACAGUCUGAAAAACCACAACUUUAAGAAUAGACCUUCACUAUCACUAUCAGUACUAAUAACAAUCAUGGUUUAUCCAGAAAACAAAAUUACUUUUCUGACUAACUGGGAGGCUACUGCUUAUCACGCUCCUAUAUAUUUGGCUCAAAAACUUGGUUUUUUUGAAGAACAAGGCAUUCAAGUUGCCAUACUCGAACCUAGUAACCCCUCCGAUGUUACUGAAAUUAUUGGUGCUGGUAAAAUCGAUCUUGGUUUGAAAGCCAUGAUUCAUACGAUUGCUGCCAAGGCUCGUGGUUACCCUCUUGUCUCUAUUGGAACUCUUUUAGAUGAGCCUUUCACUGGUGUUAUUCAUUUAAGCAAUAAGAGCGGUAUUACUGAGGAUUUCAAUUCUCUUCGUGGCAAACGUAUUGGCUACGUUGGUGAAUUUGGCAAGAUCCAGUUGGAUGAUUUGACUCGCCACUUUGGUAUGACACCCAAUGACUACACUGCUGUUCGCGUUGGUAUGAAUUGUGUCGAUGCCAUCAAGCGCGGUGAGGUAGAUGCCGGUAUUGGUAUUGAAUGUGUCCAGCAAGUUGAAUUGGAAGACUAUGCUGAAGAACAAGGUUGGGGACGCGGGGUUGUGAAAAUGCUCCGUAUCGACCAUCUUGCCAAUUUGGGUUGCUGUUGCUUUUGUUCUAUUCUGUACGUCGGUAAUGAAGAAUUCAUCAAAAAUAAUCCAGAAAAGGUUCAGAAAUUUAUGCGUGCUGUUAAGAAGGCUACCGACUACUUGAUUACAAAUCCUAAAGAAGGCUACCGAAAAUAUACUGAAGUCUUUCCUCAUUUGGCCUCUAGCACCAAUAGCAAGAUUUUUCAACGCUGUUUCCGCUAUCUCUCUCGCGAUCUUAAGAACGUUAUCCGUGAUUGGAAUAAGGUUACAGCUUACUGUAAGCGUUUGAAUAUAGUCGGCGGAAAUUUUGUACAAAAUAAGACAAACCAAUUUCUGGAUUGGGAAUUGCUCCCUGAAGGGCCUGGUGGUGUGGAACCUGAUACCGUCGAUACAAAUGUUGUUGAAGGUGGUGCUUGCAUGUGUCUUCAUCCUGAUAUAUCCCCUCCCAAAAAUGCUACCAUCAAAGCCUAAUUGUCUACACGUAUACAUAAUCACUAAAGUGAUGAUAUAUAUUGAUUUGCCUUUAAUACACGUAAAUUUUUGCAUUGUGUGAAGCUUAAAAUACGCUUAAAGCAUUUUUUCGUUAUGAGUGGAAAUAUUCAAUAAUAAAUUGAAUGUAUGUCAGAAAAUGCUGUUCAAUAUUUUUUUUUAAAAAAAAAAAUAGAAAAUAAUUACACGUAUAUAGUAAGUUGUAAUAAAUGAAGAUAUG
Mycotypha africana is the source of this 1391-nucleotide messenger RNA. RefSeq names its product NMT1/THI5 like-domain-containing protein. Gene Ontology annotation, biological process: thiamine biosynthetic process. Lineage: Eukaryota; Fungi; Mucoromycota; Mucoromycetes; Mucorales; Mycotyphaceae. The transcript has 2 exons. The record is from RefSeq and is a predicted model, not a curated record. The coding region runs from base 104 to 1153 and encodes 349 amino acids.